This is a messenger RNA of Panicum virgatum (switchgrass), 879 nucleotides long. RefSeq lists its product as uncharacterized. Bases 16 to 552 code for a protein of 178 amino acids. The record is from RefSeq and is a predicted model, not a curated record. The transcript is spliced from 5 exons. NCBI's taxonomy places the organism in Eukaryota, Viridiplantae, Streptophyta, Magnoliopsida, Poales, Poaceae.
UUCUCACCACGCGCGAUGCUUACCCACCCGCGCGUACCCACGCCUGUUGCCUCUGGCGUCCUCCACGUCCGCGAUCUCUCCUUCCUCCGCCCCCGCAAGGGCGACGGCGAGGCGGAUGGGAUGACCGAGGAACAGGAGGAGGAGAAGUACUUCGAGUGGCGGAGCUCCCUGGUCGAGAAGCUCGAAGGCAUCGAGCUCAACCUGGAGGGAGUCAAGUUCAGGAUGACAGUCGAGAUCCCGCCGUCCGAUGACUUCAAGGUGAUGAAGAAGUCGUGGGAGGAUUUCUACUCCUCCGAGCUACUCAAUAGCAGGAACCCGGUGAGGAAGAUAGCGAAAAGGCCGGACACAAUUGUUGUCUGUGGUGUGCAGUCCAGGUGGUUUGCGGAUACAAGAGUAUCAUCCAAGCCAUCUACACUGGUCACGCACACAAUUUUCUCAGCACCAGAUCAUAGGUUUUUACAUUGGACUUUUGGAAGAGUGGACAGAAAGCAGGGUCUCCCUUCAGGUGUUGAUUUUAGUAAUAUUUACAUUCUGAGUUCGGGCCCAUCCUAAGCUUUGAUCAAGUGGUUCAGGAGGCGGAGAAGCGUGGGUUCAGCUGCCCAGCUUGCCCGCGAACAUGGUCGAGAUGGCCAAUAGCGUUGGGAUUCAGAAGUUGCUGCUGCUCAGAUACCUGGAACUGCAGGCGUCAGCCUGGCCCCUAGGUCCUGCCAUUAGGCCCUGCACACUUCUCCGGAACAGGAUGCUGAUUGAUCCUGACAGAGGUAGGUUCAGCUAUUUGUUUUCACCAGUAUUGUGCAUUGAUAUUGAUGAUUGUUUGUCUGUAUGGUUUUGUUCAUGUGUCCCGUGGGAUAUGUCAGAUAGUUAUCUGUUAUCAAUACG